AUGCAGGCAGCCGAACAGGAAGCGAGCACCCGAGUGGAGGGCAGCAAGACGCAGCUCAGACUCGGCCACGUGGGUGCGAAGGAGAACGCACACCGCUGCCACCAGAUACUGAAACAGCUGAUAACACGGCGCAGUGAGGUGUCAAGCCGCUGUACCCGGGCUACGGAGGCGGGUCACCUGGAGCUGCCCCAGGUGCGCUCUGAGCGGGCCCGGCGGCACUUUUGUUUCCGGGCCGCUAUGAGCUGGAACGAUGCCCCUGAUGCUGUCAGGGAGCCAGCCUCGCCUGCGCCCGCUGCGUCGGCGGCGACGGUGACGCGCCGGCGGCCAACCAUGGCGCACCUGCCGUCGGUGCGCGCUACCAGCGGCCGGCCGCGGCUGCCGCCGGCGCACAUCUCCCGGCCGGUGAGCUUCACCUCGCUGCAGCCGCUCUCCCGCGCCUCCUCUGGCGGUUCUCGCAGUGACGACGACCCGGUGGCAGUCGCCGCGCCGGUCCCGCCCGCCGGCCAACUGCCAUCCAAGUACGAGCCGCUGCCGGCCAUCCCCAAACGCCUGGUGCGCCAGAGGACCUACGAGGUCAUCGAGCUGGUGGUGCUCAAGCCAGGCACUCCGCCGAGCGUCGGACCAGAGACCGCGAGGUCCCGCAGUGUUGACGACGGUCGGCCGCCGGCUGCUGAUGCGGAGGAACAGACAAAGGAUGCUAAAGGGGGCGCUGAGGGACAGCAGAGGGACGCAGCAGGCUCUGAGGGAGAGCAGAGGGACGUGGAGGGUCCUGAGGGGCAGCAUGAGGAUGUGUCAAACUCUGAGGGACAGCGCAGGGACAAUGUGGCGGGCGCGGACCUUGAUACUCCGCGCGAGGACCCAGUGGCCGAGUCCGGGGUCCAGCCGGAGGGGGACAGUGCUCCUCCGUCUGAACCGCAGGCGGAGGACGCGGGUGACAGUGACGGUGACAGUGACGGUGACGAUGGGGCCAGUGACAGUGAUGAGGCAGCUGACGCUGACGAGGAGGACCUGCAGUCGAGUACCCCGAGAGAUGAGGACAAUGACAGGUCUGAGCCGGGCCGAGCGAGGCUGGACGUUCGUAACGACUCUGUCGAGGAGGUCGAGGUCGCAGAGGCGCCCGACCUGCCGACCGACUCGCUCGAGACGCUGUCAGGGCAGGAGUCCGGGCCGAAUGAUCCCUCAGCGUUACCGCCCCCCGCUGGCCGGGAGAACAAUUAUCUGAAGCUCAAUAACUACUGCACGGGCGAGGAGGGAGAGUCAGAUCUGGAGGAGGGCGAGGAUAAGGGAGACGCUGACACUGACGGAAACAGAUGA
Molecule: messenger RNA, 1314 nt
Organism: Amphibalanus amphitrite
Lineage: Eukaryota; Metazoa; Arthropoda; Thecostraca; Balanomorpha; Balanidae
Product: atherin-like
Exons: 3
Coding region: 1-1314 (437 amino acids)
Source: RefSeq, a predicted model, not a curated record